AUGGACGAUGCAGAAAAACAAAGCCUUGUCGACGCCCAAACACCAAAGAAUGACGGACACGAAUACACAAUCAGCACAAGGACAAAGAUGAUCUGUCUGGGCCUAUACUUCUUGAUGAAUCUGGGCUUGACAUUGUACAACAAAGCCGUGCUCGGCAAGUUCAACUUUCCUUGGUUGUUGACGACGUUCCACACUACUUCUGCGGCUUUGGGAUGUUGGGGGAUCAUGAUUGUGGCUCCGGACCAGUUGAAAUUGAGUCAUGUGGGACGGAGAGAGCAGAUGGUGUUGGUGGCUUUCUCGGUCUUGUUUACGGUCAACAUUGCUAUUAGCAAUGUCUCGCUUGCUAUGGUCUCUGUGCCUUUCCACCAGAUUGUCAGGUCUACGACUCCUGUGGCUACGAUCUUGAUCUACCGCUGGCUUGGACGCAGUUAUGGUACUAUGACUUACGUAUCCCUGGUUCCGAUCGUCGCAGGAGUCGGCCUUAGCACAUAUGGAGACUACUACGCUACUCUACUGGGUGCUUCACUCACUUUCCUGGGUGUCUUCUUGGCUGCUCUUAAGACAGUUGCGACCAACAAACUCCUCACCGGUAGCCUUAAACUUCCUGCCUUGGAGCUUCUCCUGCGCAUGUCACCUCUAGCUGCCGUCCAAAGUCUCCUCUGGGCACUAGCAACAGGCGAAGUCUCAGCCUUCCUCGACUUUACCGCAAGAGGAAACAUGAACACUGGACUCAUCCUCGCAUUACUCGGGAACGGGUUUUUGGCUUUCAUGCUCAAUGUCACCAGUUUCCAAACCAACAAGCUGGCUGGUGCAUUGACACUGUCGGUCUGUGGCAACGUCAAGCAGAUCUUGACUGUCAUUUUGGGCAUUGUGCUGUUCGAUGUUGUUGUCAGACCGAUGAAUGCUGUGGGUAUGGUUAUUGCCCUGGGAGGAGCAGCGUGGUAUAGCAAGGUCGAACUGGAUGUCAAGAGAGCUAGUGCAAGAUCUUAG
Aureobasidium melanogenum CBS 110374 is the source of this 990-nucleotide messenger RNA. RefSeq names its product TPT-domain-containing protein. The coding region runs from base 1 to 990 and encodes 329 amino acids. Lineage: Eukaryota; Fungi; Ascomycota; Dothideomycetes; Dothideales; Saccotheciaceae. Gene Ontology annotation, cellular component: Golgi apparatus. The transcript has a single exon. Gene Ontology annotation, molecular function: antiporter activity. The record is from RefSeq and is a predicted model, not a curated record.